UCCAGCCAUUCAACGAAAACGUGAAAAGAAUUAGAAUAGAAAUGCUGUCGUUUCACUCUUGUGGAUGUUGGCGCGUUUCAACAUCCAGAGCAUUCCAAUUCCAAUUUCAAUUUCAAACCUCACCUUCUUCUUCACUCUUUCUCUCUGCUACGAGCAAUACAUUUCGUUCUGUCACCGCGAGCGCUGCUUCUGGUUCCGCCGGCGACUCGGACUACGACGGAGAGCGAAAUUUGAACUUCUCUGGUGCGCGAUUGGAGGAGACCGUCGAUAGCAAAAUCGGAUCUGGAAAACUCAGACUCGAUAAUUGGAUCUCUUCUCGCAUCAACGGCAUUAGUAGAGCGCGCGUGCAAUCAAGUAUCAAAGCGGGACUUGUUCAUGUCAAUGGCCGUGUCAUUGAUAAGGUUUCUUUCAAUGUCAAAGCUGGAGAUGAGAUUAAGUGCACAAUUGCAGAGUUGCAGAAGUUGAGGGCUGUGCCAGAAAAUAUACCUUUGGAUAUAGUUUAUGAAGAUGAACAUGUUCUUGUCAUAAAUAAACCUGCACACAUGGUUGUGCAUCCAGCACCUGGCAACACAUCUGGGACACUUGUCAAUGGCAUUCUUCACCAUUGCAACCUUCCAAAUGUUGAAUUUUCUAAAGAGGAAGCUCUUUCUGAUACAGAAGAUUCCGAUGAGGAGUUCAAUAGCUAUGACUCCCUUGCAAGUUCUUGUGAAGGGUUACAUUCUAGAUUGUCUAUGGCAUCGAUUCGCCCAGGGAUUGUGCACAGAUUGGACAAAGGCACGAGUGGGUUACUUGUUGUUGCAAAGGAUGAGCAUUCACAUAUGAAAUUGUCAGAGCAAUUCAAGCAACGUACCAUCAAGAGAGUCUAUGUUAGUAUUACUGCUGGGGUACCCGCUCCAGUUGCUGGCCGUGUUGAAGUUCCAGUUGGUCGUGAUCUUAAUAACCGUCUCCGUAUGACUGCUGUAGCUGGACCAAAUAAUUCUAGAAAGGCCCGUCAUGCUGCUAGUAGGUACAAAGUAAUUGAGAUACUUGCUGGGGGCAGUUGUUCAUUGGUUGAGUGGAAGUUGGAAACUGGACGUACUCAUCAGAUUCGCGCUCACGCUAAGUAUUUGGGAGUUCCUCUAUUGGGUGAUGAGGUGUAUGGAGGGACAAAAAACAUGGUCUUGUCACUGCUACGGCCCCGAACUUCGACGAGUUUGCAUAGCAAAAUUAUAAAAAUGGUUUCAGGGCUAGAUAGGCCUUGCCUUCAUGCUUUGACUCUCGGGUUUCAGCAUCCCCGUACAGGGGAGCAGGUACACUUUUCAUGCGAACCGCCUGCAGAUUUCGACGAGAUUUUGAGCCAGCUUCGUAGAAUUGGCAGUGAAAGGGUUUCUAUCUCAAAACGUUCAAAUUUAUGACGAGGGCACUAUAUUCAUAUUUAAAAUUUGUUGCGGUUUUACCUCACGAAGUUGGGACACAUUGUGACGGAGCAUGGUCAUCGACAAGCAUAGUGCGCGAGCACGAACCUGCCUUGAUUCGGAGAAAACAAAGAACAAGGGAGCAAUGGUGGAGAAAGAAAGAAAAGUGAUGCAGUGGGUGCACUAUAUUAUUAUAAGAAUGAGAUGAACUUAAUUGUUAAUGGAAAUGAGAUGAGGGAUGAUGACUACUCGAUAGGUCUUACUUCGCACAUGCAAACGAGUAAAAGAUAAGAAUAAUAAAAUAUUAUUUAUUAAACACAUGUAUAGAUCAAAGAGUAAGAUGGAAUGGGGAAAUUUAAUAAUUAUUUUCUUUUUUA
Molecule: messenger RNA, 1771 nt
Organism: Cajanus cajan (pigeon pea)
Lineage: Eukaryota; Viridiplantae; Streptophyta; Magnoliopsida; Fabales; Fabaceae
Product: Pseudouridine synthase family protein
Biological process (GO): enzyme-directed rRNA pseudouridine synthesis
Molecular function (GO): pseudouridine synthase activity; RNA binding
Source: RefSeq, a predicted model, not a curated record